CCGGCUUUGCUGUUCUUCGAUUUUAUUUGUAAUUGAUUCCAAUUUGGAGAUAAUUCGAUAUUUUGUUUAAAGAAAUCGUUGAAAUUGUUUAUUUACUAUGGAUCCCAUAUUGGGCCGUUCUCAAUUUCUUAGUGAAACUGUAAACUUGUUUACAGAUGAAAAGACUGCUAAUGCCAGAGCUCGUGUUGUGGAAUGGAUGAAUGAAAUCAAUACUUCGGAACCGCAAAUAAAAUGUGAACUGCUGGUAAAAAUCCAAGAAACCAUUAUGGGUUCUUGUGUUGAACUUUUGGAGGAGUUUUUAGAACACAUUUUAUCUUUGGCUCAUGACACCAACAUGGAUGUGCGCAAACAGGUGGUGGGCUUUAUGGAACAAAUAUGCAAAGUAAAAGUUGAGUAUUUGGGUCAAGUGGUCAAUGUUAUAUCCAUGCUGUUGCGCGAUCGUAGUCCCCAAGUUAUCAAGCGUGUUAUACAGGCCUCGGGAAGCAUUUAUAAAAAUGGUUUGCAAUGGAUUUGCAAUCAACAGGAAAUGACCGAUAGUUGUGAACAGGCCUGGAACGUAUUAAGUUUGAUUAAGGCCCAAAUUCUCGAUCUUAUUGACAAUGAAAACGAUGGCAUACGUACAAAUGCCAUCAAGUUCCUGGAGGGUGCUGUGGUGUUGCAAAGCUAUGCCGAUGAAGAUAGCCAAAAGAGGGACAAUGAUUUCUCCUUGGAAAAUGUGCCGGAGAAUCUCAAAAUUAUUAAACGCAAAAAGCUGGAAGAAGAAGCUUUUAAUAUUUUUGAUAUUCUAUUGAAAUUUCAUGCAGCCACACAUAUUUCCUCGGUGAAUUUAAUAGCGUGUACGGGUAGUCUUUGCACUAUAGCGAAAUUAAGACCCAGCCUUAUGAGUCAUGUGAUUGAGGCGUUUAAGAGUUUAAAUUCAAAUUUACCACCCACCCUGACAGAUUCACAAGUCAGUUCGGUGAAAAAGAGCUUGAAAAUGCAAUUGAUUGCCUUGCUCAAGAAUAAGGGUUCCUACGAGUAUCAGUCGGUUAUAAAACAUUUGCUAAUCGAUUUGGGAGCUUCUCAGGGUGAAGUACAAAGAGCUGUACCCAAAAUGGAUAAACAAGAACAAAUGAGGAGACAGAAGCGUAUUUUGGAUAAUGCCACCACCAAUUUACACAAGAAAAUGCGUUUGACAAAACCUCAAUAUUUGGAAGAGGACAGCCAGGAGAUGGUGGUGGAUGAGGAAGAGCUGGAAAAGCAAAAACAAAAAUCUACCAAAGUUAAUGAGAAAUUUCUGACUGAACAUCUAAGGUCCACUAAUACAGUAGUUAAUCUGGUGGUGGAGUAUUUGCCUAAACUGCCGGAAACAGUGCCAGACAGCUUUUUAAAGGAAUAUACACCCAUCAAAGAUUUAUCUAUAGCCCAACAGGUGUCCAAAAUAUCCAACUUAUUGGGGCAACAAAUGACUGAACAAAAAAUAGGCCCUGGUUCGGCAGCCUUUACAAAAGAUGUGCCCAUGAAGGUGUUGAUAAAAGACAAACCUCCCAGCAAUAAACCCAGCGAAGAAGUAAUGGAUAUAGAUGAGCCCUCUGUGUCGGAACCCGCACCCCUGGAUGAUGAACAGGUGCGUAAGGAAGAGGCAACUAAAAAGUUAAGGGAAAAUAUGGAACGUUUAAAGGGCGAACAAGAACUAAUCGAACGUAUGAAACAAAAAGCCAAAGCUUUAAAAUUACAAGAAGUCACCAAGCCAUUCACUAGACCGCAAAAGGAAAAAUUCCUAAUGGAUGCGGUUAAACGUAUACUGCAUGCCGAACGUCAGUGUAUAGUGGGCGGAGUGUCAGCUAAAAGAAGAAAAAUUUUAACUGUUAUGGCAGCCACAUUCCCCGAUAAUGUACGCUACUACAUAUUCGAAUUUAUCAUGAUGGAUAUAAAGCAACGCAUUGAUUUGGCCUUUUCAUGGUUGUAUGAAGAAUAUUGUCUAUUGCAGGGAUUCACUAGACAUUCCUAUGUUAAAUCCGAAAAUCGUCCAGAUCAUGCCUACAAUGAGCUGUUGGGACAAAUCAUUAUGGGCAUUAUAAACAAAUGUGAGUUAAGAGACAAAAUUCUAUUGCUAAGGAGAGUGUAUUUAGAAGCUCCCCUAUUGCCCGAUGAAUGCUUAAAACCUUUAUUAAAAUUGAUACUUGUUGCUGAGUAUUCCUCGUAUGGUUUGGAUUUACUAAAGGAAUUGGCUAUAUUAAGACCACCACGUAAGGCUAAAUUUUUAAGGCAUCUUUUAAACUUUGGCGUACACGAACGCGUGGACAUAAGAGAUAAAGCUUUGGAGCACAUAAUAACACUGUACAAUAGUCAGAAAUUAUUAGCGCCCCGUAUAGAUGAAUUUGCUUUAGAUUGGGCUUCAUAUUUGGAGAAGGAAAUACCUCCAGCUGCAAUUUAUGGCGAGGAAUAUGGUAGACCCAAUGUAGAAACAGCCUGGAGGGAAGAAAUUGCCAAAACCUGUCUCAUUAUGCUAUUGACAUUGGCUCCCCACAAUGCUAAAACGUAUUUGGAAAAAUUAACACAAAUUUAUAGCAACACCUCGGCGGAUUUGAAACGCACCAUUUUAAGAUCCAUAGAUCCGGCCAUUAAACAAUUGGGUGCUGAAAAUCCUUUACUAUUGAAAUUAAUAGAGGAUUCUCCCAAGGGCUGCGAAACCUUAAUCAUACGUAUUAUUUACAUACUAACCGAAAGACAAGUAGCGCCCGCCCACGAACUGGUGCUUAGAGUUAAGGAGUUGUACCACAACAAAAUUAAAGAUGUGCGUGUUCUGAUACCCAUCCUAAGCGGUUUAACGCGUCAAGAAAUUCUCACAGCUUUGCCAAAAUUAAUAAAACUUAAUCAGGUUGUAGUUAAGGAGGUAUUUAAUCGUUUGCUUAGCAUAGGAGCAGAGUUUGCCAACCAAACCAUGGCCACCACACCCACAGAAAUAUUGGUGGCUUUGCAUACCAUUGAUAUCAGUGAGUGUGAUUUGAAGUGCAUUGUCAAGGCCACGUCCAUGUGUUUGGCCGAAAAGGAAGUAUUCACACAAGAUGUACUCGUUAGUGUUCUACAGCAACUGGUGGAAAUUGUACCCAUACCCACACUUUUAAUGCGCACCGUAAUACAAAGUUUAACAUUAUAUCCCCGUAUGGCUAAUUUCGUUUUAAAUCUAUUGCAACGUUUAAUACUGAAACAAGUGUGGCGUCAGAAAGUCAUAUGGGAAGGAUUUUUAAAGUGUUUGCAACGUUUGAAACCCACCUCACUGCCCGUAAUGUUGCAUCUACCGCCACAACAACUGAUAAAUGCUUUAGAGCAGUGUCCCGACUUAAGACCACUUUUGAUUGAAUAUGCCGAAAGUAUAAAGGAAGAGCCCAUGUCGGGUAUAACACCACAAAUAAUGGACAUAAUAACGGGCAAAGCUGUAGAUGUUUUUAUUACGGAUGAUACGGGAGGUUUUAUUUCUGUGGAAAAUAUUAAAAAGGAAAUUGAGGAACCUAUGGAAAUUUCCACUAUUUCUACUGUUACCACUGUACCCGUGCCCUUGCGUGUUCGUUCUCCAGGUGCUCAAUCCGCCGCAGCUGUUAUACAUGAUGUUAAUCAACCUUUGCCUCCAGGAGAGGAUUAAAUUUUAAGAUGGGAUUUAUAGUUUUUUUUUUUAAUUUUUUAAAUGGCUUUUAGAAUUUUCUAUAUUUUAAUUUUUGCACUUUCGAGAAAAUGCAAAAUUUUAUUUUAACACAAUAAAAUAAAUUUGCAUUUUAAACUGUUUACUAAUAAUUCCACAAUAAAAAUUACAGCAAUGAAAUUAAA
Messenger RNA from Calliphora vicina (urban bluebottle blowfly), 3804 nucleotides. RefSeq names its product symplekin (gene Sym). Bases 98 to 3622 code for a protein of 1174 amino acids. NCBI's taxonomy places the organism in Eukaryota, Metazoa, Arthropoda, Insecta, Diptera, Calliphoridae. Gene Ontology annotation, cellular component: mRNA cleavage and polyadenylation specificity factor complex. The transcript has 4 exons. The record is from RefSeq and is a predicted model, not a curated record.